AAAAACCAGGAAGUUAAAAGUGGAUGCAGAAGCGAGCACAGACGGGGCUAGGGGUUUCAGAGAAAGUAAUUGAGAGUGCUGGCAACAGCAGCUGAAAUAUAGAGAAGUUGUAGGAUUAACUUUUUCGCCCAAAGCUGCUUCAGCCCACGUUUUAUUCCCAUCGAGGGAGGGAGAAUGGGUGCCGCUGAGUGGGCGGGGGAGUGGUCCCUGAAAGGAGGUGGAGUGCUACAGCCCCUCCCCGUUGGCUCUCGCUGUUUGUACGUUGUUGGUUUAUACUAAUUUGACAACAGCCGCCUGUUGAGUCGCCUCCAGAUCGCAGCUGAAGGAUCUGUUGAGCGCUUCAGGAAAGGCGGACAGGCGACACUAACAGGUGAAGAUCUCGGGAGACCAUGACUAAGAAAAGAAUUGCUGUGAUUGGGGGAGGAGUGAGCGGGCUCUCUUCCAUCAAGUGCUGCGUAGAAGAAGGCUUGGAACCUGUCUGCUUUGAAAGGACUGAUGACAUCGGAGGGCUCUGGAGGUUCCAGGAAAAUCCUGAAGAAGGAAGGGCCAGUAUUUACAAAUCAGUGAUCAUCAAUACUUCUAAAGAGAUGAUGUGCUUCAGUGACUAUCCAAUCCCAGAUCAUUAUCCCAACUUCAUGCAUAAUGCCCAGGUCCUGGAGUAUUUCAGGAUGUAUGCCAAAGAAUUUGACCUUCUAAAGUAUAUUCGAUUUAAGACCACUGUGUGCAGUGUGAAGAAGCAGCCUGAUUUUGCCACUUCAGGCCAAUGGGAAGUGGUCACUGAAUCUGAAGGAAAAAAGGAGAUGAAUGUCUUUGAUGGAGUCAUGGUUUGCACUGGCCAUCACACCAAUGCUCAUCUACCUCUGGAAAGCUUCCCUGGAAUUGAGAAGUUCAAAGGGCAGUACUUCCACAGUCGAGACUAUAAGAACCCAGAGGGAUUCACUGGAAAGAGAGUCAUUAUAAUUGGCAUUGGGAAUUCUGGAGGGGAUCUGGCUGUAGAAAUUAGCCAAACAGCCAAGCAGGUUUUCCUCAGCACCAGGAGAGGGGCUUGGAUCCUGAAUCGUGUAGGGGACUACGGAUAUCCUGCUGAUGUGUUGUUCUCUUCUCGACUUACACAUUUUAUAUGGAAGAUCUGUGGCCAAUCAUUAGCAAACAAAUAUUUGGAAAAAAAGAUAAACCAAAGGUUUGACCAUGAAAUGUUUGGCCUGAAGCCUAAACACAGGUUCAUCAGGCAUGAAAACCUUUGCUUCCUCCGCGGUCUUCUGAGCGGUCACGUGAACGGCUUCCUGCAGGCUGGCCAUGGCGCUUCAAGUUCCCAAGGCUCCGGGCUUCGCCCAGAUGCUCAAAGAGGGAGCGAAACACUUUUCAGAAUUAGAAGAGGCUGUGUAUAGAAACAUACAAGCUUGCAAGGAGCUUGCCCAAACCACUCGUACAGCAUAUGGACGAAAUGGAAUGAAAAAAAUGGUUAUCAACCACUUGGAGAAGUUGUUUGUGACAAAUGAUGCAGCGACUAUUUUAAGAGAACUAGAAGUACAGCAUCCUGCUGCAAAAAUGACUGUAAUGGCUUCUCAUAUGCAAGAGCAAGAAGUUGGAGAUGGCACAAAUUUUGUUCUGGUAUUUGCUGGAGCUCUCCUGGAAUUAGCUGAAGAACUUCUGAGGAUUGGCCUGUCAGUUUCAGAGGUCAUAGAAGGUUAUGAAAUAGCUUGCAGAAAAGCUCAUGAGAUUCUUCCUAAUUUGGUACGUUGUUCUACAAAAAACCUUCGAGAUGUUGAUGAAGUCUCAUCUCUACUUCGUACCUCUGUAAUGAGUAAACAAUAUGGUAAUGAAGUAUUUCUGGCCAAGCUUAUUGUUCAGGCAUGCGUAUCUAUUUUUCCUGAUUCUGGCCAUUUCAAAGUUGAUAACAUCAGAGUUUGUAAAAUUCUGGGCUGUGGUAUCACUUCCUCUUCAGUAUUGCAUGGCAUGGUUUUUAAGAAGGAAACAGAAGGUGAUGUACAUCUGUCAAAGAUGCAAACAUAGCAGUGUACUCUUGUCCUUUUGAUGGCAUGAUAACAGAAACUAAGGGAACAGUGUUGAUAAAGACUGAUGAAGAAUUGAUGAAUUUAAGUAAGGGAGAAGAAAAUCUCAUGGAUGCAUAAGUCAAAGCUAUUGCUGAUACUGGUGCAAAUGUUGUAGUAACAGGUGGCAAAGUGGCAGACAUGGCUCUUCAUUAUGCAAACAAAUAUAAUAUGAUGUUAGUGAAGCUAAACUCAAAAUGGGAUCUCCGAAGACUCUGUAAAACAGUUGGUGCUACAGCUCUUCCUAGAUUGACACCUCCUGUCCUUGAAGAAAUGGGACACUGAGAUAGUGUUUACCUCUCAGAAGUUGGAGAUACUCAGGUGGUGGUUUUUAAGCAUGAAAAGGAAGAUGGCAUCAUUUCUACCAUAGUACUUCGGGGCUCUAUAGACAAUCUGAUGGAUGACAUAGAAAGGGCAGUAGAUGAUGGUGUUAAUACUUUCAAAGUUCUUACAAGGGAUAAACGUCUUGUACCCGGAGGUGGAGCAACAGAAAUUGAAUUAGCCAAACAGAUCACAUCAUAUGGAGAGACAUGUCCUGGACUUGAACAGUAUGCUAUUAAGAAGUUUGCUGAGGUGUUUGAAGCUAUUCCCCGUGCACUGGCAGAAAUACUCUGGAGAAAACUCUGGAGUUAAGGCCAAUGAAGUAAUCUCUAAACUUUAUGCAGUACAUCAAGAAGGAAAUAAAAAUGUUGGAUUAGAUACUGAGGCUGUAGUCCCUGCUGUAACGGACAUGUUGGAAGCUGGUGUUCUAGAUACUUACCUGGGAAAACACUGGUCUAUCAAACUCGCUGCUAAUGCUGCAGUCACUGUACUUAGAGUGGAUCAGGUAAUCAUGGCAAAACCAGAUGGUGGGCCCAAGCCUCCAAGUGGGAAGAAAGACUGGGAUGAUGACCAAAAUGAUUGAAAUUGGCUUAAUUUUUACUGUAGGUGAAGGCUGUAUUUGUAGUAGUAUUCUAAGAAUCGCGUGAUGUUUUCUUAUUCUCCUUACAUUAAGAGGUAUUUUGUGUUUGUAUUCUUGGCUGGAUGUUAUAAUAAACAUAUUGUUACUGUCAAAAAAAAAAAAAAGAAAACCUUUGGUCUACUAAAUAAAAAGUAUGGAAUGAAGACAGUCCAAAGCCAUUCAAAGAUUUAGGCAAGUGAGUAACAUAAUCAUACCUACAUUUUAGAAAGACCAUUUUGAAAAUGGUGUGGGAGUGGGAUGAGACAGGAGGUCCUAAAGACAAUUGUAUCAUCUGGUUGAGAUAACAAGGAGUAGAUAAAACUAUUUUGGGGAUGUUAAGAGGAGAAAGGGAAAAGGCUUGGUGACCAGAUAUAUAACUCAUGGUUUUGUGGGUUGGGCAACUAUAUGGAUGGAUGGUGGUACUGCUGGUGAAAAGGAGUAGGUUUGGAGAAAAAGAUGAAAUCAUGAGGUUGGAAUGCAGAACACAAUCGACCUAGUGUCAAAGCAUAACUAAAUGCAGCAAACCAGUAGUGGUAAUUUAAACAUACAAAAUUCCUGAGGCCAGGACAGCUCUGUCUGAAGAUGAGUUAAUAUAGUAUUCAGGCAUUAAGACUACUUUUUAGGCCAGGUGCCGUGGCUCACGCCUGUAAUCCCAGCACUUUGGGAGGCUGAAGUGGGAGGAUCACGAGGUCAGGAGUUCGAGACCAGCUUGGCCAACAUGGUGAAACCCUGUCUCUACUAAAAAUACAAAAAUUAGCCAGGCAUGGUGGCAGGUGCCUGUAGUCCAAGCUACUCGGGAGGCUGAGACAGCAGAAUCACUUGA
Molecule: messenger RNA, 3814 nt
Organism: Pan troglodytes (chimpanzee)
Lineage: Eukaryota; Metazoa; Chordata; Mammalia; Primates; Hominidae
Gene: FMO5
Product: flavin containing dimethylaniline monoxygenase 5
Exons: 7
Coding region: 390-1388 (332 amino acids)
Molecular function (GO): NADP binding; flavin adenine dinucleotide binding; N,N-dimethylaniline monooxygenase activity
Source: RefSeq, a predicted model, not a curated record